Camelina sativa (false flax) is the source of this 2051-nucleotide messenger RNA. The record is from RefSeq and is a predicted model, not a curated record. Lineage: Eukaryota; Viridiplantae; Streptophyta; Magnoliopsida; Brassicales; Brassicaceae.
AACGUCCUGGUUUCCCAUGAGAACUAUGAUAUCGUACCAGAUGGAGCCCGAUCUUUACCCCCGUCCCAGAUGGCUCUCCUGAAAUUCUUUUCAAUCUAUAUACCCAUAUAUCUGUAAUUUACGUUUUGUAUCUCCAUGAGAAUAGAAGAUAUCAUCUAUUUCACCAUUGCUAUAGGUUUAAUUGGUUUACUAUUUGAUUAACCGAGUGACGAAGUUUACAAACCAAAAUAAACCUGAUUUCGACCCGAUUAAAACCUGAUUUUGACCCGAUUAGAAACAUAACCCUCAACCGAGAAAUCCCUAAAAUCACAUUUUAACCUCUUUUUUGUUUUCUCUCGCGACGAACCCUAGAAAAUCAAAUUUCACCAUCGAUUUCUCAAAUUGAAUCGAUGGAUUUAAUAAUCCGAUCUGGUUUUGGGCAACAAGAUGGUAUUGGGCAAAGAGAUGGUGUUGGAGAACGAGAGUACGAUGAAGAAGGAGAGGAUCGAGAUGAAUUUCACGUCGAUAUGCUUGCUCAGGAAUUUACCGAUGCUGAAGAGUCGAUUCGUCAUGAUACGUACCCAGAAAGUGACGACGAGGAAGAAGGUCGUGGUCGUGGUGCGGGUCGUGGUCGUGGUGCGGGUCCAGAGAGGGUGUUUACGGAUAUCGGACGUGGUGAUGGAACUUUGUGGAAAGACCAAUCCUUCUACAAUGGGGUCGCAUUCAAGGAGAGUGUCUUGGACUAUGCACUACAUACUGGUUACAAUUUGAAGCAAUACAGGUAUGACAAAGAUAAACUCGGGUUUAGAUGUGUUGGGGAUAAGGGCAAUUGUGAGUGGAAAGUGUUUGCUGCACUUCUUCCAAACGCAUCUUUGUGGAAGAUUACGAAAUACAUUGAUAAGCAUUGUUGUACCCCCAAUGGCGAGUGUGAGAUGUUUAAGGUCCCAGUCAUAGCUAGAAUUUUUCUCGAUAAGAUUAGAGAGGAACCGGAUCAUUACAAGCCUUUGAGGAUUGAACAGAUUAUCAUGGAAAGGUGGAAGAUAUCCGCUACUAGGCCACAAUGUCAAGCUGCUCGGAGAAAGGCUUUGGGAUGGAUAGAGUAUGAGUAUGAACAACAGUUUGCACGACUGCGAGAUUACCAAGCUGAGAUCUUGGAAGCAAAUCCAGGGUCUGUUGUGGAGAUUGAUACAAUUAAGAAUGAUGCUGGUCAAGACGUCUUCAAUCGGUUUUAUGUUUGUUUCGAUGCCCUUAGAAGAACUUGGAAACAGACUUGCCGGCCAAUAAUAGGAGUUGAUGGCGCCUUCUUAAAGGCAAAGAUCAAGGGACAGUUGCUUGCUGCAUUAGGCAGAGAUGCAGACAAUGGCAUCUAUCCAAUAGCCUGGUGUGUUGUUCAAGUUGAGAACAAAGACAAUUGGUUAUGGUUUGUGAAGAGAUUGAAGACUGACCUGGAUCUAAACGAGGGAGAUGGUUACAUUUUAGUGUCUGAUCGACAAAAGGGGUUGAUAAAAGCUGUGGAGUUGGAGUUACCACAAAUAGAGCAUAGAAUGUGUGUUAGAUGUUGGAGAAACCGUUUAUGUACUCCAUAUGUGGCAAGGUUUCUUGCUAAAGAGCAUGACAAAGCUUCGGAAUGCCAGGUGCAUCCUUCUACUAAUGGGUGCUUUGAAGUCACACUGGAUGGAGACAAACACAGAGUUAGUUUACAAAAUAUGACUUGUACCUGCAAAAAAUAUCAAAUAUGUGGUAUUCCAUGUGAGCAUGCCUAUGGAGUGAUUCUGAAGAGGACGUUAAGUGCUGAUGACUAUGUCUGCCAGUGGUUUCGAACUGCUAUGUGGAGGCUUAACUACACAAAUGGCAUUACUCCACAAAGGGGUGCUCGUCAUUGGCCUUCGACUUUAGGUGAGAAUGUUCAUGUUCCACCUGAGCCACCACAACCUGGGAGAAAGAAGAUAACCAAGGCAGACAAGAAGAGGAAGCCAGGUGUAAAUGAGUCUCCUGUCAAGAAGAAACCAAAACAUAAAAAAAGGAUAAUGCACUGUGGAAUUUGUGGUUCUGAUCAGCAUAACCGUAGAUGA